UUUGCAGCAAAACAAAAUAGUGCGGACACGCAGAGAAGCUGAAACGUUAUCGGUAUCUCUUUAAACGGUCAAGCGGGCCUGAACUGCAUCUGCUCCACCAACGGUCUCAGAUGGGAUUGCUACCGGCAGACAAAUGUUUAUUGGCUCUGUGUCUGCAUCCGUUCAAAUAAGUACGCGUAGCUUCUGUCUAUGUUCCAUCAACGCGAGUCAUGCUUUACGCUACAGUUCUCCUGGUUGGAUUUGCACUUGCAUCACCUCUUCCAGCACCACAAUUCCGUGGACAACGUCCUGGUGCAGGAUGUGCUGCGUAUGAAAUCAUUGCGGCUCGUGGAACUACCGAGAGUCAGAGAAAUCCCAUGGGCGAACGGGCUUUCGUCAGUGGCAUCAUGAGGGCUGUCCCGGGAGGGAAGAAGUACGAGGCCGUCUAUCCUGCAUCCUUCGAGACCAUCACUGUUGGCCCGAGCAUUGCUACACGAGACAUGGUCAAGCACUUGGAUCAGCAAGCCCAAGCGUGUCCUGGUCAGCCUUUCGUGCUCUUUGGGUACUCGCAAGGUGCAAUGUCAAUCGUAACGCUUAUGAAUGAUCGGGGGUUCCAGAAACAUGCGCCCAACAUGGCAGCUUCUGUACUCUACGGGAAUCCUUAUUGGACAAGACAAAAUGCCGGAGAUACAAAUGCAGGAACAGCGAGGACCGGUCGUGGCACUUUCGGGAAUAUGAAAUCUGUGCCGCAGCCUUUGCGACCCGCCACCCGGGAUUACUGUAACAAGGACGAUCUUUUUUGUGCCGGUGGAGCCAGUCUGCUAGUUCAUCUCAGUUACGCUCAAUCGCCUGCAAGUGCAGAUUCCGUCAAAUUCUCUGUCGAACGGUUGCAAGCUGUUUUGGGUGCAAAGCAGAAUGGCGCUGCUGCAGCAGAGCCGCAAGCUGCCUGACUUGCAAUAAGUGGCAGUGAAGAGACGUGGGAGUGCUACAGGAUUGAGCGUGAUGAUGAUGAUGAGAAUCGGAAGAGAUAUGAUAUAUGAACUAUGCUCGUUAGAUGUGCCUCCAGUGAUCAGUGACAGUGUCCGCGGCCGUUACGGGAAUUCUGCCAGUGCAGCUCAACAACUUCCCAUCUGAAAUUACAAACAACUAGGCCCAAGGGGUAAAGGCUCCUCAACUGGAAGCACAAUUGUAAGGAGUCAAAGACCGCUACAGACUGUGACAGAGCCUGUCUG
Molecule: messenger RNA, 1211 nt
Organism: Protomyces lactucae-debilis
Lineage: Eukaryota; Fungi; Ascomycota; Taphrinomycetes; Taphrinales; Protomycetaceae
Product: cutinase
Exons: 4
Coding region: 210-929 (239 amino acids)
Molecular function (GO): hydrolase activity
Source: RefSeq, a predicted model, not a curated record